AUGUGGAUCUUCAGGGUGAAGCGGCUGCCAGGUUCUCCACCUAUCUUCAAGGCGCGGUACGUGGCUCGUGGCUUCAGUCAGCGGCAGGGAGUUGACUACUUUCAGACCUUCUCUCCAACCCCGAAGAUGACCACUCUUCGGGUGCUGCUGCACAUAGUCGCUCAACGUGAUCACGAGCUUCACUCCCUUGACUUCAGCACUGCUUUCUUGCAGGGUAGCCUGCAUGAGGAGAUCUGGCUGCGCCGUCCACCUGGCUUCACUGGGACUUUUCCUCCUGGCACCCAGUGGAGCCUCCGACGGCCAGUCUACGGUCUCCGCCAGGCACCGCGUGAGUGGCACGACACACUGAGGACUACGCUUGCGGCUCUUGGGUUUGCUCCCUCUACUGCCGACCCGUUGCUGUUUCUACGCACCGACACCUCUUUGCCGCCGUUCUACAUCCUCGUGUACGUCGACGACUUGGUCUUUGCCACUGCUGACACUGCUGGACUCGCCCACGUGAAACCGGGGCACAUGGCUGCAGCGAAGAGGGUGUUGCGCUACUUGUGCAAUACGUCGCGCAUGGGGCUACUGCUUGGAGGGCAGAGUCCAGUGGUCCUCACUGGGCACGCAGACGCUUCUUGGGCUGACGACCAGACUACGCAGCGGUCGUCACAGAGUUACACCUUCAGCCUUGGUUCCGGCUCUGUUUCGUGGCGGGCUACCCGCUCGUCUUCUGUUCUCGGCUCCAGUUGUGAGGCUGAGAUCUACGCCGGGGCCAUGGCUGCACAGGAGCUUCGCUGGCUCACGUACCUGCUGACUGACCUCGGAGAGCCGCCUCGUUCUCCUCCAGUGCUGUACGUAGAGAACAAGGCCAUGCUGGCCUUGUGUCGGGAGCAGCGCCUGGAGAACAGAAUGAAGCACAUUGCUCUCCGGUACUUUCUUGCUCGUGAGCUGCAGCAGCGUGGUCAGUUGCGACUUGCGUACGUGGCCUCUGAGGCCAACACUGCUGAUAUCUUCACUAAGACACUUGCGCCUUGUGAUCAUCAGCGCUUCUGUACACAGCUUGGUCUUGUGCCUACCUUGCCUCACUUGCUCACUUCUUGA
Messenger RNA from Closterium sp. NIES-65, 1086 nucleotides. Lineage: Eukaryota; Viridiplantae; Streptophyta; Zygnematophyceae; Desmidiales; Closteriaceae. The record is from the annotation of a GenBank genome assembly.